AUGAGCCUACCUCCUGGUCUUCAUUCUACUUCUCCAAAUCAAGUUUGUAAACUGCAACGUUCUAUAUAUGGUUUAAAACAAGCUAGCCAUCAGUGGUUUGCUAGACUUUCUUCAUUUCUCAUGCAACACGGUUACCAGCAAUCUCAAUCAGAUCAUUCAUUAUUUCUCAAAUUUUCUGGUUCUUCCACAACAGCUCUCCUUGUGUACGUUGAUGAUGUGGUUCUUGCAGGUAAUGAUAUUUCAGAAAUGAGCCAUAUCACUCAGCUUCUUGAUAUCACAUUCAAAAUCAAGGAUCUUGGUAAUCUCAAGUAUUUUUUGGGUCUGAAAGUUGCUAGAAAUAAGUCCGGUAUUCAUAUCUCUCAACGGAAAUAUACCCUUGACAUUCUUUCAGAUUGUGGUAUGUUGGCUUCUCGACCUGUUUCUACUCCUAUGGAUUAUACCACCCGCCUCUCUGCUACAACAGGGACUUCUCUUUCUGAUCCUACUGCAUAUUGUCGACUGAUUGGACGUCUUAUUUACCUCACUACCACUCGCCCAAACAUCACUCAUGCUGUUCAUCAUCUUAGCCAAUUCAUGUCUGCUUCAACAACAGCUCAUUCACAAGCCAUUUUUCGCAUUCUACGAUACUUAAAAUCUACUCCUGGAUUGGGUCUCUUUUUCUCUUCUACAAGUUCUCUUCAAUUAAAAGCUUUCAACGAUUCAGACUGGGCGGGUUGUAUUGAUACUCGACGCUCCAUUACAAGCUUCUCUGUUUAUCUUGGAGACUCCUUAAUCUCUUGGCGUUCUAAGAAGCAGCCCACUGUUUCUCGCAGUUCUUCUGAGGCCGAGUAUCGUGCCUUGGCUACCACUACCUGUGAGCUUCAAUGGCUCACAUAUCUUCUUGAUGAUCUGUAUAUCCUUGUUCAGCGCCCUGCUCUUCUUUACUGUGACAACCAAUCUGCUCUUCAAAUAGCAGCAAAUCAAGUUUUUCAUGAACGUACAAAACACAUUGAUAUCGAUUGUCAUAUUGUUCGUGAGAAAGUUAAUUCUGGUCUCCUAAAAUUGCUGCCCAUAGCUUCCUCGUAUCAACUUGCCGAUAUUUACAAAAAAGCUUUAUCUCCUUCCAACUUUAUCACUUUAUGUUCCAAGCUGGGAAAGCUAAACAUCUAUUCCCAUCUUGAGGGGGGUCUCAAGAAUAAUUUGUUAUUGGGCUUGGGCUUUAUCUUUUCGUUUUGCAUAUUUUGUUUUCACUUUCGGUUGUAA
Molecule: messenger RNA, 1242 nt
Organism: Vigna radiata var. radiata (mung bean)
Lineage: Eukaryota; Viridiplantae; Streptophyta; Magnoliopsida; Fabales; Fabaceae
Exons: 1
Coding region: 1-1242 (413 amino acids)
Source: RefSeq, a predicted model, not a curated record